AUGGCGGCAAAGGCUGCUGGAAUUGACAAGAAGCGCAAGGCGCCGUCCGCUGUCAAAGAGAAAUCGAGUGGCAAGCCCAAGAAGCCCCGUGCUGAAGAAAGCCCAGCCGACGAGAUGGACCUUGAUGAAGAGGACUUUGAGGAUUUCUCUGGUUCGGAGGACGGGGGUGCGAAGCUGGAUGAGAGACCGGCAAAGAAAGGCAAAACAAGCGGUUCCAAUGGCAAGAGCUUUGAACAAGAUGCCGGCCUGACAUCGCGCGAAACCCAUGCCAAACAGAAGCAACUAGCCCUCGAGCGCAAGGCCGCCAAGCCCCUUGCCGACGAAGUUCAGCGAACGAAGAAGAUUUGGGAACGUUUGCGCAUCAAGUCCAGUGUGCCCAAAGACGAGCGCCAGAAGCUAGUCGACGAGCUGUUCACCAUCAUCACCGGUCGCAUGCGUGACUUUGUCCUCAAGCACGACGCUGUGCGCGCGGUGCAGACUGCCCUCAAGUAUUCCGGCUCAACACAGAGGAAGCAGAUCGCCAUGGAGCUGCAAGGUGCGUACGCUCAAUUGGCGGAGAGCAGAUAUGCCAAGUUCCUCAUUGGCAAGCUGCUGGUCAACAAUGACGACGAGAUUCGCGACAUGAUCAUCCCCGAGUUCUACGGCAGGGUCCGCAAGAUGAUCAACCACCCUGAGGCCUCGUGGAUCUUGGACGACAUCUACCGCACAGUGGCAACGAAGGAGCAGAAGGCCAGACUGUUGCGCGAGUGGUACGGUCCGGAAUUUGUGAUCAAGGAGAUGGCCAAUGAUACGGAAGUCACUGCCGACCUGAAGAAGAUUCUCGAGGCGGAACCGAGCAAACGGGGACACAUCACCAAGAGUCUGUUCGACAUGAUCAACACACUCGUGCAGAAGAAGAUGACUGGUUUCACCAUGCUCCACGAUGCGAUGCUGCAGUACUUCCUCAACUCGACACCGGGCACGGAGGAGUUCAACGAGUUCUCGGAGAUUGUCAAGGGCGAUGAAUCGGGCGAUUUGCUUAAGAAUCUGGCGUUUACAAAGUCCGGAACCCGUCUCACCUGCCUUUUACUGGCGUACGGCAGUGCAAAGGACAGGAAGCAUCUGUUGAAGGCGUUCAAGGACACAUUCCAGAUGAUGGCGGGCGACCAGUAUGCCCACCUCGUCAUCUUGACGGCCUUUGAUGUCAUCGACGACACAAAGCUCACCUCCAAGAGCAUCUUCCCUGAGAUUCUAGGCGAGGGUGGCGAUGCACAAGUGCAGAAUGUGCUAGAGGCCGUCCACAACCCAUUCGCAAGGUCCACGAUUCUCUACCUGCUCGAGGGCAUGUCCAAGUCAUUGUUCCCUGCUGGUCAGGCCUACGAUGUCGAGGUCUUGAACGAAGUUCAUGAAAUUCGCAAGACAACAAGUAAGAAGGACCCCGAGGCCCGUCGACAGGAGCUCGUUGCCGCCUUCUCGCCUCAGCUGAUCAGUGCUGUGGCUGCCACACCGCGCGAGCUCACCUCGUCAACAUUCGGCUGCCAACUCGUCGCCGACGUGAUGCUCUCCUGCGAGGGUGACAAGUCAUCCGCCCUGGAUGCCAUUGCACAAUGUGCCGAGGGUGCGCCGACGGCAGUAGUAGAGGGGGCCGAUGAUGUGGCGCCUCCUGUGCACAUUUCACAGACCGCAUUUGGCAGCCGGAUGCUGAAGUCGCUCAUUCAGGGAGGUCGAUUCGACAAGGCCGCUGGGAAGGUGAUCCUCGUCGAGCCACCGCUGAAUUUCUCCGACACGUUGUAUGCGGUGAUCAAAGACCAUGUCCUCGACUGGGCGACCGGGCCUGGCUCGUUCGUCAUCGUCGGGCUCGUCGAGGCAAACGACUUUAGCGACAAGGAGGCGCUCAGGAAGGUGCUGAAGAAGAACAAGAGCAUUCUGGAGAAGGCGGCGACUGAGGCAACAGCCGAGCAAAAGGCGGCAAAGGAGUCAGAGAAGAAGGAGGCCAAGUCAAAAUCGAACAAGAAGGGAGCUAAGAAGGGGGAGAAGCCCGUUGGCAACAUGGGCAGCAAGAUCCUGUUGAAGGCGUUAUAA
Emericellopsis cladophorae is the source of this 2061-nucleotide messenger RNA. RefSeq names its product pumilio-like proteiny domain family member 6. The record is from RefSeq and is a predicted model, not a curated record. The transcript is spliced from 2 exons. Gene Ontology annotation, cellular component: nucleolus. Gene Ontology annotation, molecular function: mRNA binding. Gene Ontology annotation, biological process: regulation of translation. NCBI's taxonomy places the organism in Eukaryota, Fungi, Ascomycota, Sordariomycetes, Hypocreales, Bionectriaceae. The coding region runs from base 1 to 2061 and encodes 686 amino acids.